UUGAUUAUCUGGCCUCUCCCAUGCAAAGUUGACUUGAACACAGACACAUUAGUGUGUUGCCUUCCCUUCAACAUGUCUGCAGAGAGGCUGCUGCUGUGCUGCCUUUUUCUUCAAGGCGCCCUUGCACUGUCAGGGAACUUUUGGCACAUCACCGACCUGCACUGGGACCCGAGCUACGACCUGGGCAAGGACCCCAAAAGGGUGUGUGAGUCCAGCGGUAUCAGACCGGCGGCCCAGGCAGGUCCGUUUGGUGACCAUGCCUGCGACUCCCCCUGGAACCUCAUCAACUCCUCCGUUCACGCCAUGAAAGAUAUUCUCCCCAACCCGGAUUUCAUUGUGUGGACAGGAGACGACACGCCCCACGUUCCCAAUCAGAAUCUGGGAGAAGAAACCGUUCUCCGCAUAAUCGGCAACCUCACAGACAUCAUCAGUGAAGUUUUUCCUGGAACCAAAGUGUACUCUGCCCUGGGUAACCAUGACUACCACCCCAAGAGUCAGCUUCCUGGCGGCCCGAGCGACAUGUACAAUAAAACGGCAGAAAUGUGGAAGCACUGGUUGGAUUUAGAGUCACGUGAAACCUUCAAAAAAGGUGGCUACUACACAGAAAAGCUCCGGAAUCGGACAGGUUUCCGGAUGUUGGUGCUCAACACAAAUCUCUACUACGACCGCAACAUGCUGACCCAGAAUGAUGAGGACCCAGCCGGCCAGUUUAGCUGGGCGGAUGGCGUCCUCGCACAGGCUGCCGCCAGCAAAGAGAAGGUGUACAUCAUCGGCCACGUCCCCCCGGGGACGUUUGAGAAGAAGAGAGGUAAGCAUUGGUACAGGCCGCAGUUUAACACACGCUACCUGGAGCUGAUUCAGAAGCACCACGCCAUCAUCAUGGGACAGUUCUUUGGCCACCACCACACCGACGCCUUCCGCAUGUUCUACGACUCUAAGGACUCUCCCAUCAGCACCAUGUUCCUUAGCCCGGGGGUGACACCGUGGGAGACUACGCUCCCCGGGGUCAAGAACGGCGCUAACAAUCCUGGAAUUCGCAUCUUCGAAUACGACACCCAAACCCUCCUGGUCCAAGACGUGGUGACUUACUACCUGAACCUGACACACGCCAACGCAGGCCGGGACCGCUGGGAGAAGGAGUACCGGCUGACCGAGAGCUUUCAAGUGGCAGACGCCUCCCCGGCCUCCAUGCACCAGGUCUUGGAGGGCAUCUCUGAGGACAGCUGCCGCCUGCAGCAGUACUACCGCUUCAACUCGGUCAACUUUGACCUGAGCGAGUGCGACGAAGGAUGCCGCGUGGACCACGUGUGCGCCACGCGUGAGGUUGACUUCCACAGGUACGAGCGCUGCCUGGCUACAAAAGCAGCGGGGGCCAGCCUCAGCGGAAGCCUGCUGAGCAUCUUCGGCAUGGCUGUGAGCAUUUUGUUUGUUUUUGCUCAACAGUAGUUAGCCAUCCAGAUGGGCGGAGGAAUCCUAAUAAUUUUUAAUCUUACAUACUGUUCAUUUUCCAUGCGCACACAAUCCAGUAUGGCCCUGGUCAGUUUUGAAGAAUGUCCUCAUAAUAAUUGUCGAUAUCAAAUUAUGAAGUAUAGAUCUUCUCCCAAUGUAUUAAUAGCCUGUCUGACAUGAAUAAAUGGUCAAUUGAUCCAAAAUCAAUACUUCAGAGAAAAGGGAAAGUGUAUUUUUUGCAAAGGCUUGUUUUUGCAGGCACUUAUCUCGUGUGUCAAAUUUGUUACAGAACAGCCUCAGUGUUCACAAACUUUGUAGCACCAGUACAAAAGAAUGAGAUUUUUAAAGAUUUAAAAUUUUGUGACAUUUGUGUCACUUUAGGGAAAGUCAUAAUUUUUCCAGGUGAAAGAACAAAUAUUAGGCUCUUUUUGUUGGUGGUGUUGUUGAAAUCAGUCAAAAUAGACCCAAACAUUAUGUGUUAAAUUCAAAUAGGAAAGGUUCUGUCAGCUACCAAUCACGAUUUUUCAAGUAUUUAGGACUAUUCAUAUACAGGAUUUGAAAGCAAAAAUCCUAUUGCUUUUAAAAGGAUAGAGUAUUAACUCAUUUGUUUAGUCACGUUUAGUAGUUGUUUCUUGUUUGACAUUCUCAAGCAAACUUACAAACAUUGCAGCAAUUAUAGCACAGCAAGAAUUCUGAUUUUGAAUAACAGUGCAAGUAACUUCUUCAAUUAUCUCAGUUGUUUAUUUUUUACUUCCCCUCUCAAAAAUCUUUUUUUUCUCCAAUUGAAUUGUAUAGGGUCAGACAGUGCCUUGAAAAAGUAUUUGCCCCCUUCUCAAAUUCUUAUUUUUUGCACAGUAUAGUUUCCCCACUUUGAUGUUUAAGAUCAUCCAAAAAUAUAUAUAUAUAUUAAAUAUUAGACAAAGAUAACCGAAGCAAACAUAAAAUGCAGAUUUUACAUUGUGAUUUUAUUUAUUAAGGGGACAAAACAAUAUUCAAAGCUACCUGGCCCUGUGUCAAAAAGUAAUGGCACCGAAACUAAAUACUAAAUGACUUAAUGUUUGGCAUUUUUGCAAUUCGUCUUUCACAUCUCUGUGGGGAGAGUUUGGCCUCCUCUUCCUUGCGGAAUUUAUUUAAACCAGAAACACUAGAGGGUUUUUUAGCAUGAACAGGCUUUUCAAGGUCAAGCCACUGCAUUUCAAUCAGAUUCAAGUCCGGAUUUUGAGUAGACCACUCCGUAACCUUUAUUUUUUAAGCCGUUUGGAAGUUGAAUUGGGAGCGGGGGGUUACUCUAAAUUGUCCAUAGGUGUCACGAUGAGUGCGAAUGGUUGUUUGUUUAUAUGUGCCCUGUGAUUGGCUGGCAACCAGUUCAGGGUGUACCCCGCCUCUCGCCCGAAGAUAGCUGGAUGGGCUCCAGCACGCUCGCAACCCUAGUGAGGAUAAGCAGCAUGGAAAAUGGAUGGAUGGGCACGUUUGCCCGCUCUAAGGGCACUUUUUGCCAUACACAUAGGGGAACAUAGGGUAAUAAAAGUGAAAGGGCACAUGCCCCCUGAGUCACGCCCGUGCCACUGCUUUUAGUUGGUAUGGUGUUCUUUUUCUAAAGUGCUGUGUUACAUUUACGCCAGAUGUAACGAGACACACACCUUUCAAAAAGUUCAACUUUCAUCCGGUCAGUAUAAUAGUCUCCCAAACGUCUUGGGAAUAGUACAGAUGUAUUUUUUUGUAAAAGUAAGAUGAGCCAUGAAUGCCAUUUUUGCCUGGUCUCUUCCUUAUUGUUGACUCAUGAACUGACCUUAACUAAGGCAAAGAAAACCUGCAGUUCUUUAGAUGUUGUCCUGGGUUCCUUUGUGAUCUGCUGGAUGAGUGGUCACUGUGCUCUUGGGGCUAUUUUUGUAAGCCGGCCACUCAUGGGAAGGCUCACCGCUGUUCCAUGUUUUCUCCAUUGGAGGAUAAUGGCUCACACUGUGGUUCGCUGGAGUCCUAACGCUUUAGAAAUGGCUUUAUAACCAUUUCCAGACUGAUAGAUGUCAAUUACCUUAUUUCUCAUCUGUUCUUGAAUUCCUUUGGAUCUUGGCAUUUUGUUGCAGCUUUUUGAGAUAUUUUGGCUAACUUAAUUUUGUCAAAAUGGUUCUAUUUUAAGUGAUUUCUUGAAUGAGCAGGUAUGGUGGUAAUCAGGCUUGGGUGUGGUCAGUGGAAAUGAACUCAGCUUUCCUUAAAAUGUGAUUAGCCACAGUUAAUUCAUGAUUUAACAAGGGGGCAAUUACUUCUUCACAUAGAGUUAGGUAGUUUUGAAUAGUUUUUUCCCCUUAAUUAAAUAAAAUAAUUUAAAGACUGUAUUUUAUGUUUACUUUGUUUAUCUCUGUGUAAUAUUUAUAUUUGUUUGACUAUCUUAAAGUAGGGAAACUAUGCAAAAGAUUGAGACUUCAAAUGGGGCAAAUACUUUUUCACGUGGAAAAAGUUUUGAAUGAUUUAUCUUGUGUUUCUUAAAUCACAAAAACCUGGAAUUUGAACAGGGAUGUUUAGACUUUUUUUAUUUACUGUAUGAGCCCAUAUGUUGACCUCAUCAGCUUCAAAUACACAUUGUAGCCUUUCAACGACUUAAUGUUUGCAUUUUAAUGUUAGCUAAAUAACGUGGCAAGUAGAUAUGAUGAUUUAAUCACAUCGUAAUCAUAAUUAAGGUAAGAAACAACAAGCUCUGGCUUCAUAUAUUACCUGUGUGGCUUUCAUACAACAGUGAAUGAUAUUGUUCAAUUACUCAUUUCCAGUGAAUAAAUUUAUGUUUUGCGGUUUAAUACAGCCAACAAAUAAUACACAGGUUAUUUUUAACUGUACUGGUAAUCGGUGUAUUUGUAUGGAUUCCUGUGGCAAUAAAUGCAAUAUUGUAUUUCGACAUAUGAUAAAAACCUGAAUGAUUCAGUUCUGGAUGAUGCCUCUUAUCACUUGUAAAGACUUAACAGCUCAUUAAAGUCAGCCAGUAAAACCA
Messenger RNA from Phycodurus eques (leafy seadragon), 4429 nucleotides. RefSeq names its product sphingomyelin phosphodiesterase acid like 3B (gene smpdl3b). The transcript is spliced from 8 exons. The record is from RefSeq and is a predicted model, not a curated record. Lineage: Eukaryota; Metazoa; Chordata; Actinopteri; Syngnathiformes; Syngnathidae. The coding region runs from base 73 to 1446 and encodes 457 amino acids. Gene Ontology annotation, molecular function: sphingomyelin phosphodiesterase activity. Gene Ontology annotation, biological process: sphingomyelin catabolic process.